This is a messenger RNA of Canis lupus familiaris (dog), 960 nucleotides long. It is a transcript of the gene ARHGDIA, whose product is annotated as Rho GDP dissociation inhibitor alpha. Bases 165 to 779 code for a protein of 204 amino acids. The transcript is spliced from 6 exons. Gene Ontology annotation, molecular function: Rho GDP-dissociation inhibitor activity; protein binding. Gene Ontology annotation, biological process: Rho protein signal transduction. Gene Ontology annotation, cellular component: cytoplasm; cytosol; membrane. The record is from RefSeq and is a predicted model, not a curated record. Lineage: Eukaryota; Metazoa; Chordata; Mammalia; Carnivora; Canidae.
CCCGAGCGGGCUUCCGUGUCCCGGGGCACGCUGUCCGAGCCGCCCGGGGCCAGGAUCCCGGAGGAGGAUCUUGAGACCAUGUGGGCACUGCCGCGCUUCCCAAAUCGUGGCUCACGUACCCUGGCCGUUGGAGAAGAGGUGUCCCAGACCAGCUAGGAGUGAGCAUGGCUGAGCAAGAGCCCACAGCUGAGCAGCUCGCGCAGAUCGCAGCUGAGAACGAGGAGGAUGAGCACUCUGUCAACUACAAGCCCCCUGCCCAGAAGAGCAUCCAGGAGAUCCAGGAGCUGGACAAGGAUGACGAGAGCCUGCGCAAGUACAAGGAGGCCCUGUUGGGCCGCGUAGCCGUGUCUGCUGACCCCAACGUCCCCAAUGUUGUUGUGACCCGCCUGACCCUGGUGUGUAGCACAGCCCCGGGCCCCCUGGAGCUGGACCUGACAGGGGACCUGGAGAGCUUCAAGAAGCAGUCCUUUGUGCUGAAGGAGGGCGUGGAGUACCGGAUAAAGAUCUCUUUCCGAGUGAACCGGGAGAUUGUGUCGGGCAUGAAGUACAUCCAGCACACGUACAGGAAAGGCGUCAAGAUUGACAAGACCGACUACAUGGUGGGGAGCUACGGGCCCCGGGCAGAGGAGUACGAGUUUCUGACCCCCAUGGAGGAGGCACCCAAGGGUAUGUUGGCUCGCGGCAGCUACAACAUCAAGUCCCGCUUCACAGACGACGACAAGACUGACCACCUGUCCUGGGAGUGGAACCUUACCAUCAAAAAGGAAUGGAAGGACUGAGCCCUGGCCUGGGAGGCGGGCAGGCCUUCGGACAGACAGACGGACCUGUCUGACACGCCCCACCCCUACUGCCCCCACCCCAUCCCAACCCCUUACCAAAGUGCUGACGGGUCUGCUCUCCCUGGCCUACCCUUCCCAUCCCUCCCGGCCCCACCCCGCAGGCCCCAGCCUCCUCGGUGGU